This is a messenger RNA of Aplosporella prunicola CBS 121167, 2334 nucleotides long. RefSeq lists its product as uncharacterized. Gene Ontology annotation, molecular function: nucleic acid binding; RNA helicase activity; ATP binding. The transcript is spliced from 2 exons. The record is from RefSeq and is a predicted model, not a curated record. Gene Ontology annotation, cellular component: nucleolus. NCBI's taxonomy places the organism in Eukaryota, Fungi, Ascomycota, Dothideomycetes, Botryosphaeriales, Aplosporellaceae. The coding region runs from base 1 to 2334 and encodes 777 amino acids.
AUGCCCGCGUCGAAGAACCAGAACUUGCGCCUGGAUAAGCUCGCGUGGAAGGAGGUUGAGAUGCCGGAUCGGCUGGACGACUUCGAGGGCUUCUUCGGCCUGGAGGAGAUUGACGACGUGGAUGUCGUGCGCGAGGGCGACACGGUCUCGUACCGCUCGGCAGAGAAGCCCGCGAAGGCCCAGAAGCCGGACACUAAGGCGGGGAAGAAGCGCAAGGCUUCGGAGGCUAAGGACGAGAAGAAGGUCGAUCGCGAAACGUUGGCGAAUACGCUUGCGAAUGCUGCGAGCGAGGCGCAAGAGGGGGAGGAGGAUGAUGAUGAUGAUGAGGAUUGGUCUGGCUUUAGUGAUGAGGAGGCUGUGUCGGAGCCUCGAGAGAAGCCCGCGACGGCUGCUGCUGAGAAGACCGCAAAGGCUGAGCAGAAACAGAAGAAUAAGAAGGAAAAGAAGGAAAAUGACAAAAAGGAUGGCAAGGACAAGAAGCAGAAGGAUAAGCAGGUCAAACAAGACGGAGAAAAGACUACGAAUGGCGCGGCCCCAAUCGGUGAAAUUCCGUUUGCUGGCCUCUUGGAUGAAAUGGAGGACGAGGAGGUAGACACGUCGGCCUGGAACGACCUCAACCUUUCCGACGAGACCAUGUCUUCAUUGUCUAAGCUGAAGUUCUCCCAACCCACGCGCAUCCAGUCCGCCUCAAUACCGGAAAUCCUUGCCGGCCACGACGUUAUUGGCAAGGCCUCGACUGGUUCUGGUAAAACACUGGCAUACGGAAUCCCCAUUCUGGAACGGUUCUUGGAAUCCAGCAAGAUCAAGAGGAAGCCGGUCAAGAACGGCGAGAAGAUCCCUAUGGCGUUGAUCCUCAGCCCUACCCGCGAACUGGCACAUCAAAUCUCGGCACAUCUCACUGCACUUUGUUCCAGUGGCACCUUUGACGGCCCGUCGAUUGCUACCCUGACUGGUGGUUUGUCCGUGCAAAAGCAGCAGCGUCUCCUGGAGUAUGCGGACAUUGUCAUUGGUACUCCUGGUCGGCUGUGGGAAGUCAUUGGCCAGGGCCACGGCCUGCUCAAGCGUUUCAAGAAGAUCAAGUUCUUGGUCGUUGAUGAGGCCGAUCGGUUGCUGAGCGAAGGGCACUUCAAGGAGGUGGAAGAAAUUCUCAACGUCCUUGACCGUGAGGACGAGGAGGAGAUUGAGGACGAAGAAGACAACGAAGACGAGUCCGAACCUGCAGAGAAAGAGGAGGUGCAGAGGCAGACACUGGUCUUUUCCGCCACGUUCCACAAGGGCCUUCAGCAAAAACUCACCGGUAAGAGUAGGCCGGGCGCAGACCUAAUGUCCAAUAAGGAGUCGAUGGAGUACCUCAUAAAGAAACUUCGGUUCCGGGAAGAGAAGCCCAAGUUUGUGGAUGUCAACCCCGUGGCUCAAAUGGCCGAAGGACUCAAGGAGGGCCUCGUAGAAUGCGGUGCAACCGAAAAGGACCUGUACCUCUACGCUCUCCUUUUGCUGCACGCCAAAACCCGCACUCUGAUCUUCACCAACAGCAUCUCCGCCGUGCGCCGCCUCCACCCCUUCCUCACGAACCUCAACCUCCCCGCUCUGGCCCUGCACUCGCAAAUGGCACAAAAAGCGCGUCUGCGGUCCGUAGAGCGCUUCUCCUCGCAAGCGGGCUCCAUCCUAAUCGCGACGGACGUGGCGGCGCGCGGUCUGGACAUCAAAGGCGUGCAGCUCGUGGUGCACUACCACCUGCCGCGAGCAGCAGACAUGUACGUGCACCGGUCGGGCCGCACCGCGCGCGCCGACAGCUCCGGCUCCUCGAUCCUGAUCUGCGCGCCCGAGGAGGUCGUCGGCGUGCGGCGCCUCGUCGCCAAAGUGCACGCUGGCCGCAGCGACGGCGCGCCCAAGAGCACGUACUUCAUGCGCAGCCUGGACCUGGACCGGCGCAUCAUCAGCCGGCUGAAGCCGCGCGCGACGCUCGCCAAGAAACUCGCCGACACGCAGCUCGCGCAGUCGAAGUCCAACUCCGAGGAGAACAACCUGCUGCGCCAGGCGGCGGAGGACUUGGGCGUCGACUACGACUCUGAGGAGCUGGAGAAGCCGAUGGGACGGGGCGGCAGGGGCAAUGGCAGGAAGAAGAAGGAGCGCGAGGCCAAGGGCUUGUCGCGCGAUGAGGUUGCGGCGAUGCGCGCGGAGUUGAGGGCCUUGUUGGCGCAGCGCGUGAAUGUGGGUGUGAGUGAGCGCUAUUUGACUUCGGGCGGCGUGGACGUCGAUGCGCUGUUGAGGGAGAGGGAGGCUGGGAGGGGAGAGUUUUUGGGCAGGGUUGGUGGGCUGGGGUUUGAUGACUAG